Cucurbitaria berberidis CBS 394.84 is the source of this 1998-nucleotide messenger RNA. RefSeq names its product poly polymerase 2 ADP-ribosyltransferase 2. The transcript is spliced from 4 exons. Lineage: Eukaryota; Fungi; Ascomycota; Dothideomycetes; Pleosporales; Cucurbitariaceae. The record is from RefSeq and is a predicted model, not a curated record. Gene Ontology annotation, molecular function: NAD+ poly-ADP-ribosyltransferase activity. Bases 1 to 1998 code for a protein of 665 amino acids.
AUGGCUCGUAAAGCUGCGCAAAAAGCCUCUCAGGCUCCCCCUCUCGAUGGCUGUUCCAUCGCUACAUCUGGCAGAUUCCCCGGGACCACCCAGGCCGCACUGCAGGCACGCGUCACGUCGCUUGGAGCUACUGUCGCAUCGAGCGUCACAGCGGACACCAAUUUCCUAAUUGCUACCGAAAAAGACUUUGAAAGUAAAUCCUCCAAAGUCAAGGCCGCCGCUACUCACAAUGUCCCGGUCGUUACCAUUGCAUGGCUUGAAGAUUGCGAAUCGACAGGCACAAAAGCAGAUGAGACACAGCAUCUGCUAUCAUCUUCUGCAACUCCCGCUGCAGCUCCUGCUCAAAAGCAGAGUAAAGGCUCAAAGAAGCGCGCUGCUUCGCCAGACGCUUCACCGGCACCGACCCAGGAUAAGAAGCCAAAGAUUGCCGAAAAUGCAAAGGUAGGUGACGGCCAGAAUGCCAAAUCUAAGAAGAUCACAAUCGCCAUCGACGAGUAUUGCCCACUUGGCAGCUACCAGGUCUACAUUGAUGGCGAUGGUACCAUCUGGGACGCUUCGUUGAACCAAACGAAUGCAUCAGCAAACAACAACAAAUUCUACAAAGUACAGCUGCUCUCUAAUGCCUCCGGUUCUGACUUUAAGACUUGGACCCGAUGGGGCAGAGUAGGCGAGCGAGGCCAGAUGGCUAUGCUUGGUGGCGGUUCGCUCUCGGACGCAAUCAAGAAUUUCGAGAAGAAAUUCAAGGACAAGUCCGGCCUCAAGUGGGAUGACCGAGGUGAGGAUCCCAAGGCUGGCAAAUAUGCCUAUGUCGAGCGAUCGUACAACCCAGACUCGGACGAGGAAGAUGACAAUGCUGGAGACGAUGCAGUCGGGGGAGUCAAGGAAGAACCGAAGCUUGAAGUUGCUGAGUGCACUCUCGAUCGUCCCACGCAAGAUCUCAUGCAGCUCAUAUUCAAUCAGCAGUACUUUGAUGCUACCAUGACCGCGCUUAACUAUGACGCGAAUAAACUCCCGCUUGGAAAGCUCAGUAAGGCGACUAUCGCCCGUGGUUUCCAGGCAUUGAAAGAUAUGUCAACACUGCUCGACAACACAGAUGCAAACUCCAGAGCUGAAGUGGAGCGACUUUCGAAUCUUUACUAUUCCGUUAUCCCUCAUGCCUUCGGUCGCAACCGCCCGCCAAUCAUUCGAGACAAUGACGCCCUGAAGAAGGAAAUCGAGUUACUCGAAAGCUUGUCGGACAUGAAGGAGGCUGCCGCAAUGCUUAAGAACAACCUCAAGGACGACAGCGGCAUUCAUCGUCUCGAUAAACAGUUCCAAGGUCUCGGCAUGAACGAGAUGACAGCCCUUGACCAUAGCAGCCCAGAGUUCACCGAGAUUGACGCGUAUCUGAACGAUUCGAAGGGCGCAACACAUUACAUUAACUAUGCUGUCCAAGACAUCUUCCGCAUUGAACGACAGGGUGAGUUCGACCGAUUCGAGAAGAGCCCAUAUGCACAGAUCGAAAGCAAUCGCCGUCUGCUCUGGCACGGUUCUCGUGUGACCAAUUACGGUGGCAUUUUGGGUCAAGGUCUCCGUAUCGCACCGCCUGAAGCCCCAGUCUCUGGAUAUAUGUUUGGCAAGGGUAUUUACCUCGCCGACAUGUCCUCCAAAUCUGCCAAUUACUGUUGCGCCUACAAUUCAGGAGGUACAGCGUUGCUUCUUCUCUGCGAGGCAGAAUUGGGCAACCCUAUGCAUGAGCUCACGGAUUCCUCGUACAGUGCUGGCGAAGAUGCUAAGGCCAAGGGCAUGUACAGCACGUUGGGCUUGGGCCAGACAGGUCCGAGCAAGUGGAAAGAUGCGAGUUGCGUGCACCCAGCGCUGGAGGGCUGCAUGAUGCCUGAUGUCUCAACUCCACCUGGACCUACCAACGUGCCAGACGCAUAUUUGAUGUACAACGAGUACAUCACCUACGAUGUCGCUCAGGUCCGUCUUCGAUAUCUUCUUCGCGUCCGUAUGUAG